This is a messenger RNA of Pogoniulus pusillus (Red-fronted tinkerbird), 1059 nucleotides long. RefSeq names its product UDP-glucuronosyltransferase 1A8-like. The transcript has 3 exons. The record is from RefSeq and is a predicted model, not a curated record. Gene Ontology annotation, molecular function: UDP-glycosyltransferase activity. NCBI's taxonomy places the organism in Eukaryota, Metazoa, Chordata, Aves, Piciformes, Lybiidae. The coding region runs from base 1 to 1059 and encodes 352 amino acids.
AUGACUUGGAGGCUUUGCUGUACCUGGAUUUUUGUCCUCCUCCUUCCUGGCCUCUCAGAUGGAGGGAAGCUCCUGGUGGUGCCCAUGGUGGGAAGCCACUGGCUUAGCAUGCAGAAAGUAGUUGAAAAGCUCUCCGAGAGAGGACACGAGGUGGUGGUGAUAGCGCCAGAAGUAAGCUGGCAGAUGGAAACGACACAGGCUUACACUGUGAAAACACAUCCAGUGUCUUUGCCGCUAGAAGAAGUGGACAAUGCCUUUCGUGAGUCUCUUGCCGCUCACCUGAGUGACCUGCCUUUCCCAAUGAAUGCAAUAGCAAUGUACAGGAGCUCAGACCGUUUUUUCCGUAUAUUCUUUACUCAGUGCAGGGACCUCUUCAGCAGCAAGGAGACCCUGCAGUACUUGAACCAAAGUGCCUUCGAUGCUGUCCUAACAGACCCUGUUUCUAUGUGCGGACCAAUCCUUGCUAAUUAUCUUUCUCUUCCAUCUGUGUUCUUCAUGAGAGGAUUUCCUUGCAGCUUACACUAUAAAGCAACACAGUGCCCAAGCCCUCUCUCCUACAUCCCAAGGCUCUUUUCCUUCAACUCAGACCACAUGACAUUUUUACAGAGAGUCGAAAAUGCACUGAUUGAUCUCUUGGAACUUGAGUACUGUAACAGUUUAUAUGAAGAUGCACGAAAGCUUUCCUCAGAAGUUCUUCAGAGAGAUGUAUCCUUGUUGGAUCUCCUGAAUUCUGCUUCCAUUUGGCUUAUGAGGUUUGACUUUGUGUUUGAGUAUGUCAGGCCAGUGAUGCCCAAUAUGGUCUUCAUCGGAGGUAUAAACUGUGUUCAGAAGAAACCACUGCCUAAGUUCCCAAGACCAGUGAUGCCAAACAUGGUUUUUAUUGGAGGGAUAAACUGUGAGCAGAAGCAAAACUUGUCUCAGAGCCAUUUCAGUGUGCUCUUCAUCGAUCCAGUGCCACCAUGUGGGGUCAGCACUCUGUGCAUGCGUGUCUUUCAUGGAUUCCCACACACCUCAGACGAUGUUGUCAGUAAGCGUCAGCCAAAGUCCCUGGGCUGCUGA